AUGAGUCCCGAAGAGGCCGUGGCUGGGGCCAAUGCCACCAUUUUUGGCCCAUAUGUCUAUGUAUUCGACCCCAGCAUGCCGGCGGCCGCUAUACAAGACAAGGCCAUCUCGAUUUUCCAGCGGAUGGAAUCUAACGAGUUCAGCGCGGAGGGAUAUGCACUGCUCUUCAAACCUGGUAUCUACUCGGUUCUCUUUGACGUGGGGUUCUACACACAUGUCGCAGGGCUCGGACUGAAUCCCGACGAUGUGCUCAUCGACGGUGGUGCCAACGUGCCAGCGUACUGGAUGCCAAAUCGCAAUGCUACAUGUAAUUUCUGGCGAUCAUUCGAGAACUUGGCUAUCAAUGCCUCAGGAGCCACCAAUCGUACCACAACAAUAGCUGUAUCACAAGCAGCGCCACUACGCCGCUUGCAUAUCAAGAGCCCGAACGGCCUGUGGCUGUUUCAAGUAGACCCGGCCACCGGCGCCGGUGGCUAUGCCAGUGGCGGAUACAUGGCAGACUCGGUAGUCGACGGCCAGGUGCUCCCAGGGUCCCAGCAGCAAUGGCUCUCAAGGAAUAGUAAAUGGGGAAGUUGGGCCAACGGUGUCUGGAAUAUGGUCUUUUUAGGCAGCAUCAACGCACCAAGCCAGGCCAACUUUCCCACGGAGCCAUAUACGACAAUAGAGUCCACACCCAUCAUUCGCGAGAAGCCUUAUCUCUACAGCACGGGUGACGGAAAGUACGCAGUGUUCGUCCCGGCACUCCAAAAAGCUACGCAGGGACCCAGCUGGACGGGAGGAGCUACCCCUGGCAAGUCCAUGUCGAUUGAUGAUUUCUGCAUCGUACAACCGCCGACGGCGAAUGCUUCUAGUAUCAACUCGGAGUUGAGAUCUGGAAAGCAUGUUCUUUUUACACCGGGAGUCUAUAUGUUGGAUGAGGCUAUCGAGGUGACGAAUUCAGACACCAUAAUCUUAGGUCUUGGACUACCCUCACUCAUUCCUACUAGAGGUAACGCGGCGAUUCGCGUAGCCGACGUCGACGGAGUUACGAUUGCUGGUCUCAUAAUUGACGCGGGAACUAUUAAUAGCGCAACCCUGCUUGAAGUUGGCUACACAGGGCAGGCUCCCUCCGUUAGGCACAAUUCAAAUCCGACAUUCUUAUACGACUUGACAGUCCGCACCGCCGGGCGUCAAGCUGGCAGGAACGAUGUUGGCAUAAUCAUCAACAGUCAUGAUACGGUGUGCGAUCAGAUCUGGCUGUGGCGUGCGGACCAUGGGCCCGGCGCAGGUUGGGAGACAAAUCCCUCGAAGAACGGAAUUAUAGUCAACGGUGACGACGUAACGAUAUACGGCUUGUUUAACGAGCACCACAAGGAAUACCAGACGCUCUGGAACGGCAACAAUGGCCGCGUGUACUUCUACCAAUCUGAGAUACCAUACGACCCACCUAACCAAGAGUCCUGGCGGUCAGUCGGUGGAACGAGGAAUGGAUAUGCCUCAUACAAGGUCGCCGACCAUGUGACCAGCCACGAGGCCUGGGGUUUGGGUGUCUAUUCGUAUUUCCGCGACGCGCCCGUCAAGCUCGAGAACGCCAUCGAGGUCCCCAGUACCGAUGGUGUAAAACUGCACCACUUGACGACCAUCUGGCUAAAUGGUGUAGCUGGAAGCGAGAUAACACAUAUCGUAAACGGUACAGGCGGACGCGUAUACGCAAAUAACCCCCCGGAGGCCAUGCGGCAGGUCGCAAAAGAGUUCCCUGGCCAGAACCCCGGCACACCAGAUCCACGUCCGCCACCGCCGCCGCCGCCCGUGCCGCGGUCCUCAAAACGAGGGCUCUGCUGGCCUGUCGAUAACAAGGACUCGGUCACUUCUUUCACAAGACCCGGUACCAAGGUUAGCUGGCUGUACAACUGGAGCCCCGACCCCCAGCCGAAUACCACGUCCGGCAUGCUCGAGUUCGUCCCCAUGCAAUGGAACCACGUAAACAUCGACGAGCUCGGGGGCAAGCUCCAGAGCAGCGGCGCGCGGACGUUGCUGGGCUUCAACGAGCCGGAGCUCGGCGACCAGUCCAACAUGUCCGUGGAGCUGGCGGCUCGCGAGUGGGUGCGCUGCAUCGAGCCACUACGAAAGGCAGGCGUGCGGGCCGGCAGCCCGGGGAUCUCGUCGGCGCCGCACGGCGUGGGGUGGCUGCGGGACUUCCUGGCGGCGAUCCGGGCCGGGGGUAGCGACGUGGACUUCUACUGCCUGCACUGGUACGGGGAGGCGCUGGGCGGCUUCUACGACCACAUCUGGAGCGCGUACCACCAGCUGGGGCCGGACCGGCCCGUGUGGAUCACCGAGUUCGCCUGCACCAACUGGAGCCGGGACGCGCCGCUGCCGCGCGAGCACGUUGAGGAGUUCGCGAGGGAGAGCGCCCGGUACCUCGACACGCUCGAGUGGGUGGAGCGCUAUGCCUGGUUUGGGCCCAUGAGGGAUACCGGCACGGUGGGGAGAUGGGCCGCCAUGCUGGAUGCCGAGGGCAACGUCACGCCGCUGGGGAGAGCUUACAGGGACGACUGA
Messenger RNA from Truncatella angustata, 2538 nucleotides. Its product is annotated as glycosyl hydrolase catalytic core-domain-containing protein. Lineage: Eukaryota; Fungi; Ascomycota; Sordariomycetes; Amphisphaeriales; Sporocadaceae. The transcript has 2 exons. The coding region runs from base 1 to 2538 and encodes 845 amino acids. Gene Ontology annotation, cellular component: fungal-type cell wall. Gene Ontology annotation, biological process: fungal-type cell wall polysaccharide metabolic process. The record is from RefSeq and is a predicted model, not a curated record.